Epinephelus lanceolatus (giant grouper) is the source of this 3954-nucleotide messenger RNA. RefSeq names its product fatty acid CoA ligase Acsl3-like. Gene Ontology annotation, biological process: long-chain fatty acid metabolic process; long-chain fatty-acyl-CoA metabolic process; neuron differentiation. Lineage: Eukaryota; Metazoa; Chordata; Actinopteri; Perciformes; Serranidae. Gene Ontology annotation, cellular component: plasma membrane; lipid droplet; endoplasmic reticulum. The record is from RefSeq and is a predicted model, not a curated record. Gene Ontology annotation, molecular function: long-chain fatty acid-CoA ligase activity.
UUGGUGAGCUGUGGCGUCCCGUGAUAAAGCCAGGCAUCCAGGCUGGGAAACAAGACACCGAGUGAAACGACAGCGCUGCAGAGUCGGCGUCCCGCAGGGAAUAGAUGGUAGUCUGGGAGAGCGCUGUUGAAGUGUGGACACCAGGGUGUACGAAUCAAGCUCUCUGAAAAAAGAAGGAAGGAAGACAAGGGGACAGAAGAAAAGACGGACCGACGACAAUAGAGUAGGAACUUUUCUCACAGCUCGUCUUCCUCCACACUCUCACCUCACUGCUCUCCAACAUCGUCACAGCUUCACCAAGAUGAAGCAGAAGGAGGACCUGAACCCCAUGCUGCUGCUCCUCUUCCACCUCAUGGUGUGGAUCUACACCUUCAUCACCUUCCUGCCCUCCUACAUCCUCAGCUGGGUCUCCAGACCCGACGGGGGCUGCUACGGCUCCGAGGAGGAGCGAGCCAAGAGGGCGAAGGCCCGCUCGGUGCUGGGACGUCCCGAGGGACCCUACCGGGCAGUGAGUGCCACCAAGAGGUUGGUGACGUCGCUGCACCCUGGAGUGGACACCCUGGAUAAGGUGUUUGAGCAUGCGGCCACGAGGUUCCCACGCAGAGACUGUCUGGGGACGAGGGAGGUGAUCAGCGAGGAGGACGAGCGACAGAGCAACGGGAAGGUGUUCAAGAAGGUGGUUCUGGGUGAGUACUGCUGGCUCUCCUAUGAGGAGAUCCACACGGCAGCGUCGCAGCUGGGCAGCGGUUUGGCGUCACUGGGGCAGCGGCCAAAAAACAACAUAGCCAUCUUCUGUGAGACACGAGCCGAGUGGAUCAUCGCCGCCCAGGCCUGCUUCAUGUAUAACUUCCCAUUGGUCACCCUUUACUCCACACUGGGAGGUCCAGCCAUCGCUCACGCACUGAAUGAGACUCACGUCACACAUAUCAUCACCAGCAGAGAGCUCCUGGAGACCAGACUCAAGGAUAUCCUCAUUGAAGUUCCGAGGCUGCACCAUAUCAUCGUGGUGGAAAACACACCGACCUCGUGGCCCGGCUAUCCACGUGGCAUCAGCGUGCACAACAUGGCUGCUAUACAGAAGCUGGGAGACAGGCCAGAGAACGCAGCACGUGAGCGAAAGCAGCCGCUGCCCUCAGACAUGGCAGUCAUCAUGUACACCAGCGGGUCCACAGGCAUACCGAAGGGCGUCAUGAUCUCCCAUAGCAACAUCAUCGCUGGCAUCACAGGCAUGGCCGAGAGGAUACCCAACCUGUGUGAGGAGGACACCUACAUUGGCUACCUGCCUCUCGCCCAUGUGCUGGAGCUCAGCGCAGAGCUCGUGUGUAUUGCUCACGGCUGCAGGAUCGGCUAUUCCUCACCUCAGACUCUAGCUGACCAGUCAACCAAGAUCAAGAAGGGAAGCAAAGGAGACACCAGCGUCCUGCAGCCCACUCUGAUGGCAGCUGUCCCGGAGAUCAUGGAUCGUAUCUACAAGAACGUGAUGACCAAGGUGGAGGAGAUGAACUGCGUCCAGCGAACACUCUUCAUCCUGGCAUACAACUACAAACUGGAGCAGUUCGCCAAAGGAUACAGCACACCUCUAUGUGACAAACUGGUGUUCAGGAAAAUUCGCUCUCUGCUGGGAGGACGGACGCGAGUGUUGUUAUCAGGGGGAGCGCCGCUCUCCGCCGCCACGCAACGCUUCAUGAAUGUGUGUUUCUGCUGCCCAGUGGGUCAGGGAUACGGCCUGACGGAGACCUGCGGUGCUGGAACCAUUAGCGAACUGUGGGAUUACAGCACUGGGAGAGUGGGAGGGCCGCUGGUUUGCUGUGAGAUCAAGCUCAAAGACUGGGUGGAAGGUGGUUACCGCAGCACUGACAGGCCAUAUCCAAGAGGAGAGAUUCUGAUCGGUGGACCCAAUGUAACCAUGGGAUACUACAAGAGAGAUGCCAAAAACCAAGAGGAUUUCUUUGUGGAUGAGAACGGGCAGCGGUGGUUCUGCACAGGAGACAUUGGAGAGUUUCACGACGAUGGGUGCCUCAAGAUAAUUGAUCGCAAGAAAGACUUGGUGAAACUGCAGGCAGGGGAGUACGUCUCUCUGGGGAAGGUGGAGGCCAUGUUGAAGAACUGCCCUCUGGUCGACAACAUCUGUGCCUAUGCCAACAGUGAUGAGACGUACGUGAUUGGCUUCCUGGUGCCCAAUCAGAAGCAGUUACUGGCCCUGGCCGACCAGUACGGCAUCCGAGGCUCGUGGGAGGAGCUGUGCACCAGUAAAGCCAUGGAGGAGCUGGCCCUCAAGAUCAUCACUGAGGCUGCUCUAGCAGCCCAGCUAGAGCGCUUUGAGAUCCCUCGCAAGAUCUGCCUGAGCCCAGAGCCGUGGACUCCGGAGACAGGACUAGUGACUGACGCAUUCAAGCUCAAACGCAAGGAGCUGAAGACACGUUACCAGGACGACAUUGAGAGAAUGUACGGCGGAAAAUAACGACAAGACCCAGCACAGCAUUGUUCCUUCUCAAAGCACAGACCAACACUUGAGUGAACAUUCCCAGAACCCUCUCACUGCUCCCUUACAUCCCUCCCCAUGAACAUACGAGCCACAAUAACCUGAAUCUGUGGUAAAGAAAGAAGGUAAAGGACAGGGUGUUACCGACUCCAUCAUGGAAGGGGCUUCUACUUGAAUUUGUAACUAAAGACAGGCUGAAAAAGAAAAGACAAAAUGUCCCUGUCCACUGCUGCCUUCACCCUUCUCUGUCCAGGUGUAUGACCUCUUUGUGGGGAGCUUUAUUGUUCCAGAUGUGAGUUAUGAAACAGAUGGUGUGUUAGCUGAUGUUGUCUGUUGAACUCUCUCUGAGUGCCACAGCACGUUGCUUUGUGCCCACCCAUGAGACACUAGAUUGGUCACGUGUGUAAAGUUUAUUUCGUACAUUUUGAUCUUCGUUUAACCUAAAGGAUCCACACUCCUUCCUCCUGCAGGUCAGGACACAGUUAAUUCUUCUGUUUUUGUCCACAUGUUUUGAGUUCUGUCAGUCGUUUAUUUUGUCUCAGUCAGACUUUGUCUCCCACGGGCGCGGGACGUCUCUCCCGUCAGCACAUCUUGAAACCAAAAGCACAAAGUCAUUCGAGGAUAAAUGAGAGCAGGUUGGUGACAGCGCGAACAUAUCUGGUCUAAAAAUCUUAUCAACAACAUGAAGGUCAUCGUCCUUUUUUAGGAAAAUGAAUAAAUUGCACCUUGUAGUUUUAUUUAAAAAGAAAAGAAACAAAUUUGCACUGUUUAGUCUGUUCUAUUUUCCUACAGUGAUACUUUUUAUGUUCUGUACAGAACACAUUGUGCACCAAAAAUGCACAUUUAUUUGCUUGUAUUACAGAUGAAAUGACUGUGUAAUCAUUGUCAUGUUUGAUAAAUCUUAGCGCAAUAUGAAAAUGUAUCAUAUCUGUCCAAAUAUGGCAUUUGAUUACAGAUAGGACCUAUAUAUAACUUUCUCACUGUGCGUGGGCGGGUUGGAGAAAUUAGCACACUUUGACAAGUGUGACGUCUGUGUGUGUGUGUGACGAACAUUUACUCUGCAGGACUGUCAUCACCAGCUUUAAGUCACACAUCUGCACGAGUAUGACUAAGUGUGAGCAACUCAUGGAGUUCAUACACGGCACAAACAUGGCCCCAGCAGCAUCCCUCACAAUGUGACACCUGUUGCCUUCUCUUGUGAUUCUGAGUCACGCCUUUCUAAUUCCUGCCUGAUUUUUCAUUUGAUGUUUCUCCUGACGUGUACGUACAGUACAUGUGGAUGUGGAGCUGGGAUCGGCAGAGGAAGCACAUGUAUACCCUCGAUUUUAACGUAAGCUUUAUUGAUGUAAACCUGUUUUAGAGCUACACUCCCUCUCUGUACCGAGAGCCUGCCUUGUAACAUAAGUGCAUCCAAUUAUUUAUUUGUAAUUUGCCUUUGGAAAAUAUGCCCAAAUGAAGUAAAUAAAGUGUGU